GAUGGAAAAAUAUUUCAAUAAACAAGACGAAAUGCUUAUAAAAUUUUGGUUCAUCAAUAAUGUUUCGUACUUCAACAAAAAGAUUUGAAAAAAGAUCUGUCGAAAAUCACUUCAAUGCACUCCAAAAAAUCUUGAUUAGGGAAUAUUGAAUGUUUUGCAUUAUCUUCAGGGCACUGAUAAUAAUCAACAGAUAUAAACAAAAAAUCUGAAUUACGUUCAAGGAUUGAGAUGAUAAUAGAAGUUUGAUCUGUAUAUAAAGGAAAAAAAAAUCAGUGAAAUUAUACAGUUGUAACGUAUUAAUCUACAGAAAAUGAAAUUCGCACUGUGCUUUUUAGCUGUAAUUAUUGGCUGUCAAGCCAUUUCUGAUGAGGAAGCACUCAGUAAAUGGCAGAACUAUCAGGAAGAAUUUGGCAAAUCCUAUAGGUCUUUGGUUGAACACCGUCAUCGUUUCGCUUUAUUCAAACAGAAACUUCAGGAAAUCGAAGAACAUAACAAACUGUAUGCUGAAGGGAAAGUAACUUGGUACAAAGGUGUUACACCUUUCUCUGACUGGACCAGUGAAGAAUUCAACAACUACAUUAACAAAUACAAAUAUGAAGAAUUUGUUGGAGAAGAACAGAUCUUCAAAAGUGAAAAUCUAAGUGCUCCACUUAGUAUGGACUGGAGGCAAAGAGGAGCUGUCAGCGAAGUUAAAAAUCAAGGAACAUGUGGAUCUUGCUGGACCUUCAGUUCUACUGGAGCUCUGGAAGGAGCAGCUAGAAUGAAGACAGGCGCAGUAUUGUCCUUGAGUGAGCAAAAUUUGUUGGACUGUUCUAGAGAAUCAUACAAUAAUUUCGGCUGCAGUGGUGGUAAUGUUAUUGGAGCUUUCCAAUAUGUCCAAGAGAACGGAAUUACCACAGAAGACAACUACCCCUAUACUGGAGUUCAAGGGCCUUGUAAAGCAUCGUCACCAGUAAUGAAGGCCACUGGAUUCGUGAGGGUACCUCAAAAUGAAAAUGACCUCCUCAACGCAGUUGGAAGUAUUGGACCAGUAUCAAUCGCCAUAGUUUCUACUCAAAACUUGCAAGAUUACAGUGGAGGCAUCUUGAACGAUUCGACAUGUGCUGGUCAAAAUAUCAACCACGGUGUAUUAGCUGUUGGUUAUGGUUCAGCAAACGGCGUAGAUUACUGGAUCAUAAAGAAUUCUUGGGGUCCAAAAUGGGGAGAACAAGGUUAUUGGAGAAUGAUCCGUGGAGUUAAUUCAUGCGGUAUUACUCUUCAAGCAAGAUACCCUCUUGUUUGAUGAUGACUUUAAUUGUUUAAUUUUUGUGAAUAAAUUAUUUAUUGUAUUAA
Molecule: messenger RNA, 1332 nt
Organism: Harmonia axyridis
Lineage: Eukaryota; Metazoa; Arthropoda; Insecta; Coleoptera; Coccinellidae
Product: procathepsin L-like
Exons: 4
Coding region: 311-1282 (323 amino acids)
Cellular component (GO): lysosome
Molecular function (GO): cysteine-type endopeptidase activity
Source: RefSeq, a predicted model, not a curated record